AUGGGCAAUAAUCCAGUCUUUGCCGUCACGGUCUUCUUCAUUCUUUUCCGAGAAUGUCUCGAGACAACAGUGGUUGUCUCGGUCUUGUUGGCCUUCUUGAAGCAAACGCUGGGAGGCGAACAGGACAAGAAGACGUAUAAAAAGCUAGUGAAACAGGUCUGGCUUGGAUGUGGAUUAGGUGUGGCAAUUUGUCUGGCUGUUGGUGCUGGUAUGAUCGGUGCCUUCUACGGCCUGGGAACAGAUACUUUCUCCGCCACGGAGGAUAUCUGGGAAGGUGUGCUGGGAAUUCUUGCCUCGCUCAUUAUCACUAUCAUGGGUGCUGCCCUGCUCCGUGUAUCGAAGCUGCAGGAUAAGUGGCGAAUCAAGCUUGCAAAGGCACUGGAGCACGAGCACAGCCCAAAUGAGACGCGCAAGGGCCGGUUCAAGCGCUGGACGGAGAAGUAUGUGAUGUUCAUGCUCCCCUUCAUCACCGUGCUCCGUGAGGGUCUCGAGGCCGUCAUCUACGUCGGUGGUGUGGGCCUCGGAUUGCCAGCUUCGUCCUUCCCUCUCGCCGUCUUCUGCGGUCUGCUCGCUGGAUUUGUUGUUGGCUAUAUCAUCUACCGCGGUGGACGUGAGACGUCUAUGCAAAUCUUCCUCAUCAUCUCAACCUGCUUCCUCUAUCUAGUCGCCGGCGGUCUCUUCUCGCGCGGUGUCUGGUACUUUGAGAACAACACCUGGAACCACGAGGUCGGCAGUGACACUGCCGAGGUAGGCUCGGGCCCAGGAUCGUACGACAUCAGCCAGAGCGUAUGGCAUGUCAACUGCUGCAACCCUCUCAUCGGCGGUGGUGGUGGCUGGGGUAUCUUCAACGCUCUUUUCGGGUGGACUAACUCGGCCACUGUGGGUUCGGUCCUUGCAUACAACUUCUACUGGAUCUGUGUGAUGGUUGGUUAUGGAUUGAUGAUGUGGCGGGAGCGUAAUGGACCCUUGCCUUACCUAGACCCGGCCGCGAAGAAGUUUGCUAAGGCUAAGGGUCGGGCAAAGGCAUUUGUGUUCCGCACUACAUGGGAUGAGCCUUACUCGGAUGAGCCCACGACUGCUGGCCCUGUCCAUGCGAGCGGUGCGAACCUGGAAGCAGGUGUGCUACAGACUGAGAAGGGUGCCGAGUCUGGGGUGUCUACAGUUGCGCGACACCCUUCGGCUUAG
This is a messenger RNA of Penicillium cataractarum, 1185 nucleotides long. Its product is annotated as FTR1 family protein. Gene Ontology annotation, molecular function: ferrous iron transmembrane transporter activity. The transcript is spliced from 4 exons. Gene Ontology annotation, biological process: iron ion transmembrane transport. Gene Ontology annotation, cellular component: plasma membrane; high-affinity iron permease complex. The record is from RefSeq and is a predicted model, not a curated record. The coding region runs from base 1 to 1185 and encodes 394 amino acids. NCBI's taxonomy places the organism in Eukaryota, Fungi, Ascomycota, Eurotiomycetes, Eurotiales, Aspergillaceae.